Molecule: messenger RNA, 1208 nt
Organism: Pygoscelis adeliae (Adelie penguin)
Lineage: Eukaryota; Metazoa; Chordata; Aves; Sphenisciformes; Spheniscidae
Gene: ALOX5AP
Product: arachidonate 5-lipoxygenase-activating protein
Exons: 5
Coding region: 57-542 (161 amino acids)
Biological process (GO): leukotriene biosynthetic process
Cellular component (GO): membrane; endoplasmic reticulum; nuclear envelope
Molecular function (GO): glutathione peroxidase activity; enzyme activator activity; leukotriene-C4 synthase activity
Source: RefSeq, a predicted model, not a curated record
GCAGGGCUGAGCUGCCACCAAGGCUGCACCGUCCACCCCGACAGCCCGCUUGCAAAAUGGACCAGGAAACCCUGGGAAGCAUUGCCCUGCUCGCCAUCGUCACCUUGAUAAGUGUUGUCCAGAACGCUUUUUUUGCUAGCAAAGUGGAGCAUGAAAGCAAGCACUGCAAUGGCAAGGGGUUCCAGCGGCCGGGAUCCUCCGCCUUCGACCGCGUCUACACUGCCAACCAGAACUGCGGACACACGUACCCUACGUUUCUGGCCGUGCUUUGGUGCGCUGGCCUUCUCUGCAGCCCAGCUCCUGCCGCCUUUGCCGGCCUGAUGUACUUGUUUGUGAGGCAGAAGUACUUUGUGGGCUACCUCGGGGAAAGGACUCAGAGCACUCCUGGUUACUUGUUUGGAAAGCGCAUCAUUUUGUUCCUGUUCCUCAUGUCCGUGGCUGGAAUACUCAACUACUAUCUCAUCUGCUUUUUUGGAAGUGACUUUGAAAUGUACAUAAAAACGAUAACCAACGCGAUCUCUCCGUUGCUGCUCAUCCCGUAGCUCCCUGCAGCACUGAGGGGGUCAGCAUGCUUAAUAUAUCGAUACCCAGAAGCAGCCAUAAUUCAAGUGCUUAAGAAAUGAACCCGUAACACUUUUAGAUUGCUGUAAAUCUCAUGCUUGAUGGGAUUUGUAGUUUGAUUUAACCUUGCUUUUUCCUUCAAGAAAAAGAUUUAUUGUGAGCACUUGGCAUGCCCAAGGAAUGGUAACAACUUCCAGUUAAUUCUUUAGAGUUUUUUUCCAUAAGUGCAGCUUGCAAGCUGAUUGCAUGGCUGGAAGGGACUUUGUAUGCUUGCUUCAUAACUGCAUUUUACUUAGCUUUUGUCCCAAAACCCAGGAGCCUCUCAGUGUCAUUCCUGACCGAUGGCUCCCACAGUUAUCCUCAUGCACAGGCACAGCCUUUUGCCAGCAUCCCACACGACCCUGCCCACGCAAAAGCAUGGACCAGCCUCUUCACCUACCCUUUCCAUCCCACUUGUUGAUGACUGAGCUGCCGCUGCUGCAGGAGGGUGGCAAAUUGGGUCCUGUCUGGUCUUCCGUGAUAAAUAUUCAUGUGUGUAAUGCUCCCAGCACUGCAGCCUUUUUGUUCUCCCAGAGCUGUGGAAAGGGGUCUUGCGUAAAUGAGGAGCUGGUGUAUUGACAGUGGGGUUGGUUUUGUUUUGCUUGCCU